Molecule: messenger RNA, 1970 nt
Organism: Loxodonta africana (African savanna elephant)
Lineage: Eukaryota; Metazoa; Chordata; Mammalia; Proboscidea; Elephantidae
Gene: ACBD3
Product: acyl-CoA binding domain containing 3
Exons: 8
Coding region: 59-1645 (528 amino acids)
Cellular component (GO): Golgi membrane
Molecular function (GO): fatty-acyl-CoA binding
Source: RefSeq, a predicted model, not a curated record
GCAGGAAGUCGAUACGUGGCCGCCGCCUGUCCCCGCCGAGGAGGCGCAGCAGCCGGAGAUGGCGGCGGUGCUGAACGCAGAGCGACUGGAGGUGUCUGUCGACGGCCUCACGCUAAGCCCAGACCCGGAGGAGCGGCCUGGUGCGGAGGGCGCCCCGCUGCUGCCACCGCCGCUGCCGCCACCCUCGCCUCCGGGGUCGGGCCGGGGCCCGGGCGCCGCAGGGGAGCAGCCGGAGCCCGGGGAGACGGCGGCUGGGGGCGCGGCGGAGGAGGCGCGGCGGCUGGAGCUGCACUGGGGCUUUGGCCUGGAGGAGCUGUACGGCCUGGCCCUCCGCUUCUUCAAAGAAAAAGAUGGAAAAGCAUUUCAUCCCACUUAUGAAGAAAAACUAAAACUGGUGGCACUGCAUAAGCAAGUUCUCAUGGGUCCUUAUAAUCCAGACACUUGUCCUGAGGUUGGAUUCUUUGAUGUGUUGGGGAAUGAUAGGAGGAGAGAAUGGGCGGCCCUGGGAAACAUGUCAAAAGAGGAUGCCAUGGUAGAGUUUGUAAAGCUCCUAAAUAGAUGUUGCCAUCUCUUUUCAACAUAUGUUGCAUCCCACAAAAUAGAGAAGGAAGAGCAAGAAAAAAAAAGGAAGGAGGAGGAGGAGCGAAAGAGGCGUGAAGAGGAAGAAAGAGAACGUCUGCAAAAGGAAGAGGAAAAGCGUAGGAAAGAGGAGGAGGAGAGGCUUAGACGGGAGGAAGAGGAGAGGAGGCAGAUAGAAGAAGAGAGGCUUCGGCUGGAACAGCAGAAGCAGCAGAUAAUGGCAGCCUUAAACUCCCAGACUGCCGUGCAGUUCCAGCAGUAUGCAGCCCAGCAGUACCCAGGGAACUACGAACAGCAGCAGAUUCUCAUCCGCCAGUUGCAGGAGCAGCACUAUCAGCAGUAUAUGCAGCAGUUGUACCAGGUCCAGCUUGCACAGCAACAGGCAGCGUUACAGAAACAACAGGAAGUAGCAGUAGCUGGGGCUUCUGUGCCUCCGUCAUCAAAAGUGAAUGCAGCUGCACCAGGUGAUAGGAUGUCGAUUAACGGACAGGCCAAACCCCACACUGACAGCUCUAAGAAAGAACUGGAACCUGAAGCUGCAGAAGAAGCCAUGGAAAAUGGACCAAAAGACUCUCUUCCAGUAAUAGCGGCUCCAUCCAUGUGGACACGACCCCAGAUCAAAGACUUUAAAGAGAAGAUUCGGCAGGACGCGGAUUCUGUGAUUACAGUGGGUCGAGGAGAAGUGGUCACUGUUCGAGUACCUACCCACGAGGAGGGAUCAUAUCUCUUUUGGGAGUUCGCUACAGACAAUUAUGACAUUGGGUUUGGGGUGUAUUUUGAAUGGACAGACUCUCCAAACACUGCUGUCAGCGUGCAUGUCAGUGAGUCCAGCGAUGACGACGAGGAGGAAGAAGAAAACAUCAAUAGUGAAGAGAAAGCCAAAAAGAAUGCCAACAAGCCUCUGCUGGAUGAGAUUGUGCCUGUGUACCGACGGGACUGUCAUGAAGAAGUGUACGCUGGCAGCCACCAGUAUCCAGGGAGAGGAGUCUAUCUCCUCAAGUUUGACAAUUCCUACUCUUUAUGGAGGUCAAAAUCCGUCUACUACAGAGUCUAUUAUACUAGAUAAAGAUGUUGCCACAGCCUGGAGUCUAGGGUUGGGCAGAAGAUGGCAUUUAAUUUGGAAAUUUCAUUUGACUUCUGUGGAGCAUUGGAGUCAGUGUUUACUCGAUUGAUUCUGGUCUGAUGGCUUUUGACCUCUUGUUGGGAAUCAGGAUUUCCCUGAGACCCUUUAACAUUAACACUUCGGGGUUAAAGGGAUUCCUCAGACUCAUCCAGCCCUUGGGUGCUGACCAGCAGAGUCUCUAGUGGAUGCUGAAGUUACAUGAACGACGUGUUAAAUCUCUAAAGUCUCAAAAAUAAAACUUCCCAGCGCUGACCCUGCUUGGCUGAUG